CAUUGCAAGUGUCAAACCAUAACAAUUUGUUUAAAGCGUUGUUUUUUAUUCGUCCCUCGCUAUUGAUUGCUAAGAUAAUUGAAGGAUUAAAAAACAAUAGUAAUAACGAGCCAGUUACUAUAAAUUAAAACGCAUUCUCGAUUUGGUUAAGCAGCAGUAUAUAAUCACAAAUAAUAAUGAAGCUUGUAAGGUUCUUGAUGAAACUCAGUCAUGAAACUGUAACAAUCGAACUAAAAAAUGGAACACAAGUGUAUGGUACCAUCACUGGAGUCGAUGUUGCAAUGAAUACGCACUUGAAAGCUGUUAAAAUGACAAUCAAGAAUCGAGAUCCCGUACAAUUAGAUUCUCUUAGUAUUCGUGGAAAUAAUAUUCGUUAUUAUAUUCUGCCAGAUUCUUUGCCGUUGGAAACCCUACUCAUAGAUGAUACUCCAAAGUCAAAGCUAAAAAAGAGGGACCAAAAGGGAGGACGAGGAAAUGGUGCCCAAAGAGGAGGAUUUGCCAAAGGAAGAGGAAGAGGACAAAGAGGCCGUGGAGGAAGACGUGGUGGUCCCCCGUCUCGCCGAUAAACAAUAUGAAAUAUUCUCAAAAACAUGUUUUUUUUAUUUACACCUUGGGAAGUUGAUACAUCAUAACAUAAAUUCCAUAAAUAAAAAAACAUAAAAACAUAAA
This is a messenger RNA of Culicoides brevitarsis, 669 nucleotides long. It is a transcript of the gene SmD1, whose product is annotated as small nuclear ribonucleoprotein Sm D1. Gene Ontology annotation, cellular component: catalytic step 2 spliceosome; U5 snRNP; U2 snRNP. The transcript has 3 exons. Bases 177 to 566 code for a protein of 129 amino acids. The record is from RefSeq and is a predicted model, not a curated record. Gene Ontology annotation, molecular function: RNA binding. Gene Ontology annotation, biological process: RNA processing; spliceosomal snRNP assembly. Lineage: Eukaryota; Metazoa; Arthropoda; Insecta; Diptera; Ceratopogonidae.